This is a messenger RNA of Aedes albopictus (Asian tiger mosquito), 1925 nucleotides long. RefSeq lists its product as uncharacterized. Bases 360 to 902 code for a protein of 180 amino acids. Lineage: Eukaryota; Metazoa; Arthropoda; Insecta; Diptera; Culicidae. The record is from RefSeq and is a predicted model, not a curated record. The transcript is spliced from 2 exons.
GAUUAACGACGGUUAGCAACGGGUAAAUGCGGAUUUUUCCGGUUAGCAUGAUAAGUGUCAUUUCCCCUGGUAAAAUGUCAUCUUUCUCAAUGUCUUUGGCACAACUCCGUCUAGAUAAGAGAUCCAUAUAAGAGAAUCUUUCCCGACCCGUUCAUGUGCCUUAGAUCACUCCUAAUUAGCAUUCAAAACCAAUAUUAGCUGCCUAUUUACCUUUCCGCCUAAAAAGAUCUAUGCAACGUUCCCAUUUUUUGCCAAUUCUUGCGUGGAGACAAACAAAGAACGCAACAGUUUUUGAAUCUUAUCCCAGAAUAAACUGCAGUAAGAAUAGCCACAAUUAGGUCAGCGUUCCCUCAGCACUUAUGAAAAGCAAUCAUCUUCUAGACUCAGUAUCAGUUUUAAGGUAUCGUUCUUUGGAGUCGAGUCUGCGCCAUCAUCCAUCCAUCAUGUUCUGCAAAUUGUUUUUGCUUUCAGCACUUUUGUGCAUUGUGGCUGCCGAUGUCGGGGAGGUACUGAACCGUCCGAAAGGACGUAUCGUCCUGAGGUCCGUUCACCUACGCCCUGCUGCCUACAAACACAAGCUCAGGGCCCGUGAAGUCGAUGGCGGUGAGACCGAUGCCCAACUGUUAGAUACCGUCAUCAUCGAAGACAACGCUGAUCCAGACCCUUUGGAUCCCAUACCCUUGGCUGUGGUAGACUCAUCGGACGUACCGGCUUCAGCAUUCCAGCUUCACGAGUCUCAUCAGGAUUUCCAGGGUCCGUACCAUUACGAAAAGCCAACCAUCGAGAAUGGCUACCUGGCACCGAAACCGGACGGUGACUAUCUGCCACCGCAUGGGCCGCGAGAUUUCGACGAUAGUGUGGCAAAGCGGAGCAUCAGAUUGAGAUUGCGGCCCCGUCAUUAGGAGUUAAUUUGGGACCUGGAGAAUGGAUGCAAGCGUGAAAAUGUUUGUCGAAUGAUUUGUCUUGUAAAAAUAAAAAUGGUUAUUUUAAUGGGUUGUUUAAUUUUCCAACCGUAUGUCGGCGUGAAAUUUCAGCUGAAACUUGUUACAAAUCUUACUUUAAUUGAAGAAACGAAAUUGUGGGAUCCUUCGGAUUGAAUAAAAAACGUUUGAGUUUAAUUUCUCGUAAUUCUUGAUAUUCUCUAUAUUCCAAAUGGAGAAAACAUAAAACUGCAUUAUUGUAACACCGUUGCCUUACAUCAUUUCACAUGUUGUAUCUCUCUAAGAUAUAAGUCACACCAUACGUUCUCCUUAUUGUUUAAUACAAAUACCCGACGGUCGUCAUGCAUCGUUAUAAGUUCUUACACUUUCGCUCAGUUACUUCCUCUGACAUUCCAUACAAAACCCAUCAUUUAAAGCUGCAAAAUCUCUCAGUCUAACGCAUUAUAUUUCGUUCACAUACAGUCACUCACAUUUCUCGUACAUUCGCAUCUAUUCUUUACUUGUUUGUCCUUUAAUUGAGAGGAUCACCGCCAUCGCCAAUGAUGAUCUGCCUGUAAUUCUAUCGCGUGUUCAUCCCAGGAAAAUAAUAUAAUUUUAAGUAGAUUGGUAUAUAGUAAUCUGUUGCUUCAUCACUUCUUAAUGUUUCUCUGUAGUGUUCAUCUGUUCGUCUCUAAAAUGCCUCUAUGUCUGGUCUCACCUAGGGUAAUAAUUCGAAUACACUACUGCUUCUUUCUAGUUGGGUAGGUAAGUGGUAGGGCGUUGGAAAGAUGUACUGUGUCAGGAAAAUUUGAGAUCCACACUUCGAAUGAUGUAUAAGAAAAGAAUAUUACAAAUACAUCACAGUCAAACAGACGUAUCACUUCGAGCAUUUUUCUAUUCAAAUCAUAGUCCCUAAAACAUGUUCGCCCAAUGCUAAAAGUAUUGAUUUUUGCCAACCAUCAACUAAGUAGCGAUUGUGGGCAAACGUCAAAAUCGAACAAAAAC